UGCUUGGAACGGGUAUAAAAGAACGUUGAACGACGAGGAAACUAUUCAGUGUUACGCAGUGAGUCAAUAGUGGCGCACAAGUUCCUCAGAGCACUUUUAAAAAAUACUUCAAUUAAAUUAAAAUGAAAAACUUCAUCGCGUUUUGUUUAAUCCUUGCUGUGACAUCAGCCGAGUAUGUGGUGAAAAACGAGGAGAACUUGCAGCAAUAUCGCCGCGAAUGCGCCACCAAACUGAAAGUACCCGAAGACCAUAUACAACAAUUUCGCAAAUGGCAAUUCCCCAAUGACUCGGUCACUCAGUGCUAUUUAAAAUGUGUUUUCGAAAAAUUCGGCCUGUUUAAUGCUGAAACUGGUUUCAACGUGGAGUACAUUCACCAGCAACUGCAGGGCGCUCAGGUGGCACCACCCGGUGAUGCUGAUCACGAUGAUGUCGUGCACGACAAGAUCGCCGCCUGUGUCGAUAGCAAUGAACAAGGUUCGAACGCUUGCGAGUGGGCCUAUCGUGGUGGUGUUUGCUUCAUUAAGGAGAAUUUGCAGCUGGUGAAGCAUAGCGUUAAGCAACAGGCUUAAUUUGUUGUUAUCUUAAAAAUGAUUUUUCGCGAUUUUAAUAAAUAAUUUUGAAAAAUA
Zeugodacus cucurbitae (melon fly) is the source of this 626-nucleotide messenger RNA. Its product is annotated as general odorant-binding protein 99a. Bases 123 to 569 code for a protein of 148 amino acids. The record is from RefSeq and is a predicted model, not a curated record. Gene Ontology annotation, biological process: sensory perception of smell. Lineage: Eukaryota; Metazoa; Arthropoda; Insecta; Diptera; Tephritidae. The transcript has 2 exons. Gene Ontology annotation, molecular function: odorant binding.